AUGAGCGAGGGUAACCUGCAUCGUUUCGCACCCCGAUUGCACCGCACGCCCUUCUUGCCCGAGGCCCUCCAUCGCAGACGCCAAAUGCAGGAUCGCAUGCACCACCCCCGUGCCAUGUUCAAUUCGCCGCGUCUCCUACGCACUACGUGUCACACUACCACGUCACGAAGGUCUCUCUUACUCCAAGGAGCUAGUGCUGUCCACCAUCCCUCCGUCUGGAACUACUCCAGUUGGCAUGCAGGUUGCCAGUGUCCCCGAUCCGCUACAUUUGCCACAGAGCAACAGCGUGUGGCACCACCGGUUGGCGCUAAGCCAAAGAGGAAGAUGAGCCAAACAAAGCCAGUUAUGGGCCAACAACCACUACGCUACAUAAUCCGAAUAACUCGGUUGGAACGCGAAUCGGAGGGAUGCGAUAUACCAGGCACUCUGCGGCCGACUUUUUACCUCGAAAUGCCCGAUGUUAACAAUCCUAAUAGUGAGCUGUGGAAACUUAGCUUCCGCUGUAACCUCUCUGACACCACUGAUGACAUCAAGCUGUUUGAGGGCUGCGGCUACACGCAGACAAAUGGGGAGGUGGACCGAGCGAUAAAGGAGGCGGUGGCAGUGAUGCUGCGGGCUCUACAGGCGGAUGAGAAUUCUAUCCCUCUAAAUCACGACUACGUCUUUUACCCACAACUCUCUCCUGAAUUGAAAAACAUUUCCGGAUGCACUGCACCACCUGCGACGGAGACGACACAUGAGGGGGUCGGACGACCACUUUCCGUGCAACCUGCCGCCGCCGAUCCAGCCGCUGCAUUCGGAUCACCGCAUGAUGGAGAUUUAAGUGACACAAUUUCGUCUGCUGGAUCGCCAAUUGAAAGGAACCUACAGCCCGGUCUCACUGGAAUAAUGGGCAUGCGGGCGACCCCAGAUUGUGCUUUUUCAUCUACCAACUCUCCCUACAUCAACCAGGUAGCCUCUGUCUCUUCCAAUACAGCUCAUUCUGGCCUGGAAGAGGUGCCUCCAAUUUUUACCAUAGGUCAAGUUGAAAAUGCCUAUCCUUCGAAAUCAAUCUCUUCGUUCCCUGUAAACGCUGAUUCUUCACAUUUCUACGCAUUGGAGCCUGGAAAUCCAUAUGAUAGCACCGAGUCUCUCCCGAUUUAUAGCGGUGCUGCUUAUGCCCAUUCUAUGGGCCCACCAACUAAGGAACCCGAUAUCUUUACUACAUUGAAGGUGCCUGCUCAUGCUCAGUCAUUGGUUGCCCAAUUCGCGCAUCACCUGUGCACCUGUCGCCGCAAUGAUCCACUCCUCGUCGUACCGAGUGACGCCAACACAACAGGUUACAUGUCUGUUCUGUCAGAAAAUUGCUCCUUUCUCUGUUCAAGGAAUGGAAUUGGUGGUGGAUUCAGUGUUAUGCCCAUUCCUGCCUCCUCUUCUCUUCUGGAAGUUCAGAAUAAGUCUGCUUCUGCUUCACAAGGGAGGGUUAUCCGUGCACCCUACAACGGAUUCAUCGUAGUGACGCCUGAUGGAGAAAUGCACUAUGCCCAGCGUCCAUUAAUUAUUGUGCCUGGAAAUUCUCAACGCCCUCUGUUGGAGUUGCCUCUGUUAAGUGCUGACGGGUCAUCAGUGCAACUUGAUGACAUUCUUACCCUUCUGAUCAAUCUUCGAGAAGGCAUGGCGAGUACGUCGACUUCGGCCUCUAUUCCGAGGGAGCAUUCCGUCACAGACGCUACAUCACAAGUUAGACAGCAGGACGCAAAUUACUACAGUCUGCCAUAUGGAGCAGUACCAAUGAACUCCACUGGAGCGCCAAUGCAAGUACCUCCCGUGCCGGCACCCUCUACAUUCACGCGGCAGAUGGGAUUCAGACCUCCAUCAUUAUCAUUAACACAUCAGAUACCGAUGGGAGUAGCAUCAGGCAGUUCGUCAUCAAUUACCUAUGGUGAUUCAUCUGUUACUGGGUCAGCAACUCAUGCACCUCCUGUCUCUGCACUAGAGUACCUGCUCAAUAGACCAUCAGUACAGAACUCUCGACAGUCUCAGCAACUGUUUCUGACUUCGGCACUGGCUGCCCCUGGGCUAAGGCCAGAUCAGGUAGCACAACAGACCCAACCCAACCUAGAAUAUUUGGCAACACUUUUAUCUACGAAUCCGUCGCUGUUUCUUUCCACUGCGGCUGCAUUGAGCGCGAACAAUUCCACAGCGCCUCAGUCAAUCCCAGCUGGUCUGUCAAAUCUCCAAACUCCACCAGUGGAAUCACCAUGGAGCAACCCAACCUGCGCGUCUCCGAAUUCAUUCCCACCUUCUACCGCCUCCCUUUCGAAUACAGACGCACUGAAACAGAUUCUUCUGCGUACUGCACUGGAAAGUGCGCAUCAUCAUCAGCAGCAGCAACAACAACAGCAACCGAUGCCACCUCCUUGUGCUACAACGAUUCCAGCAAUGUCAACUGUACCCACUGCUAUCAUGAGCUCCGCUGCGCACCCAGGACUCGUUUCCUCCGCCGAAGUGUUCGAUUUUAAUAUAGCUCAUGGGCAGCCAAUUUUGCCCACUACGCCCACUACACUAUUCCAGUCAGUCAGGUUGCCUCAGCCAGCCAUGGCACUGGCUCAGCCAGUAAUGGGAAUCACCAGUGGUCAAUCACAACUGUUUCACCAGCAGCAACACCCGGUCCCUGUCGCUGCUCCUCCACCGUGCAAUAAUAGUGAGGCGUGUAUGACCCCUGUGACACAGCUAGCUGUUACCAAAAUGCCUUCUAUUUCGUUGGCAUCGAUUCCUCAAGUGCAGCCAUCAACAGCCGCAACGAUCAUUCCCUCCUCAGUACCACCAAUUAGACCACCUUUGCCAAUGACAUCUACAGUCUCUAAGUUCGUGGUAACACCGGCAGCGUCAGCACCAUCAAUUCAAACACCAAGAGAAAGUAUCACCUCCACAUCUUCGUCGACAGGUCCAGCGCCACCUCCACCUCCACUGCCGUCUCCCUCAUUACAAGUCACCACCGUUGUCGGCAACAGGUUCACGGUGGUAUCGCUGGAUUCGGGUGUGGCUCAACCGAACCCAAUGGAGGCUCCUCACUCUCCGAUACCACCACCUCCUCCUCAGCAUACAAUUCCUGCUCCGGGAGUGCCAUCGCAGACUGCCUCGUCAGGCCCUAGUGCUUGCAAAAAAGUUCCUCCAAAAUUCACUUCCUCAUCCUUAUGA
Molecule: messenger RNA, 3180 nt
Organism: Echinococcus granulosus
Lineage: Eukaryota; Metazoa; Platyhelminthes; Cestoda; Cyclophyllidea; Taeniidae
Product: protein kinase
Exons: 9
Coding region: 1-3180 (1059 amino acids)
Source: RefSeq, a predicted model, not a curated record